UGCUUCCUGUGGCUCACAUGUACAUACACACACUAAACUAGAUGAUGGAUUCUUCAAAGAGUAAAGACUCAUCCAAUAGUGGCCGUGAGGACAGUAAUACAGACAACAACGAAGAUGAAAAAGCCGAGUUGUGUCCCGGUUUCAAAGACGCAGAUGCCUUCGUUAAAUAUGGACUUGGUGCUGUAUUAUCAGCCACCAAAGCAUCUGCCAGCUUGCCUCAAGCUGGAGAUGAAUUUGAUUUCUAUCGAAGCUUCCCGGGCUUCCAGGAGUUCUGUGAAACUCAGGGAGAUAAGCUCCUGCACUGCAUGAGUCAGAUAAUGCAGCACCAUGGCUGCAGAUCUCACAUGAGAGACCGCAACAAGCUGACGGGGUUGGAGGAGAGGUUUGACUUGGUUGUGGACUCAAACGAUGUCAUCCUCGAAAGAGUGGGGAUUCUUCUUGAUGACGCUGACGGGGUGAAUAGGGGCCAGCAGCCUGUCAUGCCUGCAGGGUAUCAGCCUCCCAAGAUUGUCGUCUCGAGCUGGAAUCGCAAGGGUUCAAGCUCUUCCAGUCGUUCUGGGACGUUCAAACUGCUCCAUGCCAAGAACAUUAUGAGGCCUCAGCUGAAAUUCAAGGAAAAAGUCGACAACAGCAACACGCCCUUUAUUCCCAAGAUCUUCAUCAAGCCCAACGCAAUAAAGUCUCUUCCUUCUUAUUUCACCAACAAACAAAUCCGAAAAGAGAGACCUGAGGAUCUGGAUGUCCCGGCUGCCCUGGCUGACUUCAUUCACCAGCAGAGAACUCAGGAACAUGUUGAAGACAUGUUUGCACACCCAUAUAAAUAUGAACUGGAUCAUCUUACAGUAGCAGAAAAUCUUCUGUCAAAGCCAGAACCUCAGAUGUACAAACCAAUAACGGAGACAAAGUGCUCCUACAUUGAAACACUGGAAGAUCUGGUGGCUCUUAACGAGAAGCUCUGCAAACUGUCUGAAUUUGCUGUGGAUCUGGAGCACCAUUCCUACAGGAGUUUCCUCGGCCUCACCUGUCUGAUGCAGAUCUCCACCAGAGACGAGGACUUCAUCAUCGAUACCUUGGAGCUCCGCAGUGAGAUGUACAUCCUGAACGAGGCGUUCACUGACCCGGCUAUCGUCAAAGUAUUUCACGGUGCAGACUCUGACAUUGAGUGGCUCCAGAGAGACUUCGGCUUGUAUGUGGUCAACCUCUUCGACACACAUCAGGCCAGUAGAGCCCUGAACCUGGCCAGACAUUCCCUCGACCACCUGCUCAAACACUUCUGCAAAGUGGACUCGGACAAACGCUACCAGCUUGCUGACUGGAGGAUUCGCCCAUUGGCAGAUGAGAUGGUGCAGUAUGCACGGACAGACACCCACUACCUCCUUUACAUCUACGACUGUGUGAGGGCGCAGCUGUUGGACUUCAACUACGGGCAGCCUGGCCUGCUGCAGAGUGUCUGGAAUAAGAGCAAAGACAUUUCCCUGAAGAAAUAUGUGAAGCCUAUAUACACAGAGGAGUCCUAUUUGGAGCUGCAGAGGAAGCAGAAAAGGUCUUUUAACACCCAGCAGCUCACUGCCUUCAGACUGCUGUUUGCCUGGAGGGACAAGCUGGGCAGGCAGGAAGAUGAAAGCACCGGAUUUGUGCUGCCAACUCACAUGAUGAUCAAAAUAUCAGAGGAAUUGCCCAAGGAGCCUCAGGGCAUCAUUGCCUGCUGUAACCCUGUGCCCCCACUGGUGAGGCAGCAGGUCAACGAGCUCCAUUUGUUAGUGCAGGAAGCUAGAGAAAUGCCGCUCCUUAAGGCUGAAAUUGCAGCUCAAAAGAAGAAAGGACUCACGCCCAUAAAAAAGCCAGAGGUUACCUUGUUUGGUCCUCACGAUACAUCCAGGGUCUCUGAGAGCGAUCUCCCCCACUUUUCUGCUGAUGAACUGCCUGUUAAACAAGGGGUGCUCUUUUCGGAUGAUGAGCACAAAAUGGAUGUUGAUGUCCAGAAAACAAGUGGUCUCACUGCAGAAGCCAAAAUCACACUGUUUGAGGAGCUGGAAACAAAGAUUGACGAAGAGUCCCUCUCUGUGGGUCAGAUGAAAGCCAGACGCAUCAUUGAGUCUUUUGAAAACCCUUUCAGAAUGUAUCUACCAUCCAAUGAUGUGCACAUCAGCAAGAAUGCCAAGUUUGACCCCUCUUCAAAAAUAUUUGAGAUCAGUAAAAGAUGGAAACUGAUGAGUAUUGAACAGCAGCAGAAGGAGUUGGAGUCCAAGAGGAAAGCCAGGGAAGAAGCAAAGGAACAUGUGAAGAAAGUGGCAGAGGAAAGAAAGAAGGCUAAACAGAGCUACCAGGAGUCUCUACAGAACGUUGCCACCGUUCGUCAGCAAGCAGCGGAAUAUGCAAAAGGCGAAGCAAAGAAGAGAGAGAGGCCCGCCAGCGAGGUUGGAGAGUCAACUCCCAAGCCGAGUAAGAAACUGAUGAAAUCUGCAGAGCAGCCCCAGAAGACAGAACCACCUCCCCAAGACACCUUCAAGCCUUUCAACUACAAUCAAUCAGACAUGAAAGUAUUUGCUGGUAACAAGGCGAAGGACAACACACAGUUUGAUCCGAACCGGCAAAACCAAGAUUCUAAGAAAAGGAAAACUCCCAAAGGACAAAAAUCUAAUUUUGGUCCUGGAAACCGAAGUAUGUCGUACCUGACUGGAAAAUCUGAGAGAGGAUUCCGGCAUAACUGGCCCAAAAGAUAGACUCUUCAAUAUCAUUUUCUUUAUUAUUUUAAAACUUUUUUUUUUUUUUUUCAGAAACAAUGUUCUUCUCCUUUCCUUCUUGCUAAUGAAAUUCACUAUUUCAAUAUUUAAUGAAUUUCAAAGUGUAUUUUUUCCCAUCUGUGAACAGUUUUCCCUGUAAAUAUGUGGAACCACAGACCUCCUUAUUAAAAAUGAUUUUAGAGGAAAG
This is a messenger RNA of Scomber japonicus (chub mackerel), 2931 nucleotides long. RefSeq names its product exosome component 10 (gene exosc10). The coding region runs from base 42 to 2723 and encodes 893 amino acids. Gene Ontology annotation, cellular component: nuclear exosome (RNase complex); nucleolus. Gene Ontology annotation, biological process: TRAMP-dependent tRNA surveillance pathway; nuclear polyadenylation-dependent snRNA catabolic process; exonucleolytic trimming to generate mature 3'-end of 5.8S rRNA from tricistronic rRNA transcript (SSU-rRNA, 5.8S rRNA, LSU-rRNA). Lineage: Eukaryota; Metazoa; Chordata; Actinopteri; Scombriformes; Scombridae. The transcript is spliced from 25 exons. The record is from RefSeq and is a predicted model, not a curated record. Gene Ontology annotation, molecular function: nucleotide binding; 3'-5'-RNA exonuclease activity; nucleic acid binding.